Puntigrus tetrazona (Sumatra barb) is the source of this 3801-nucleotide messenger RNA. It is a transcript of the gene pals1b, whose product is annotated as protein associated with LIN7 1, MAGUK family member b. Gene Ontology annotation, cellular component: adherens junction; plasma membrane. Lineage: Eukaryota; Metazoa; Chordata; Actinopteri; Cypriniformes; Cyprinidae. Gene Ontology annotation, biological process: generation of neurons; establishment or maintenance of epithelial cell apical/basal polarity; establishment or maintenance of polarity of embryonic epithelium. The record is from RefSeq and is a predicted model, not a curated record. Bases 1 to 1914 code for a protein of 637 amino acids. Gene Ontology annotation, molecular function: protein binding. The transcript has 15 exons.
AUGUCGGAGGAUGAGAUGGACUUGGACAGUCCCGCCAAGAGCGAGAACAUCCAAGAUGAUCCCGAGGAAGAGGCCGGUGAUCUGAACUCUUUCUUUGGUCUCACAUCGGCACGGAGCAGCACCGAGGCCAUUUUUGACGGGAUGGGUGUUGUAGAAGAAGCCAAGUCAGAGGAGAGAAAUACAACAGUGGAAACCUUUCAGGCAGCUUUUAAAUCAGAGGUCAUUUUUCUGCUGUUCCCGUCAGAGCUGGAGGACAUGCUGGACUCUCUGCGGCAUCUGCGGCUGUGUCUGACGGAUGCUGAGAGUCAGCGGGACGUUCAGCUGCUGCUGGAGCUGCUGCUGCAGUCAGACUUUCAGCAGGCGUUCGUCACACACCGCAGCGUGACUCAGAGCGCCAGGCGCCUCCGUCCUCCGUUCCAGCUCACCGCACGCGCGCAGCAGCUCCGAGACGAGGUGGAGAAUGUCCUUCAGUCCAGCAAACACACUGCAGCCUCGGAGCUCACAGGCCUGCUGACGUCGCCACACCUUCAGGCCCUGAUGGACGCUCAUGACUGUAUUGCCGAGCAAGAAUUGGAAAUCGAAACUAUUGAAUCCGUGGACCAGGAUGAAAAGACCACCAAACUGGUUUCCCUGGAGAAAACUCGUGACAUGCCUCUGGGUGUGACCGUUCGAAACGAACAUGACCGUGUUAUCAUCAGUCGGGUGGUGAGCGGCGGGACGGCGGAGAAAAGCAACCUGCUCAGCGAAGGAGACGAAAUCCUGGAGAUCAACAGCGUUCCAGUCCGUGGAAAAAGUGUUAAUGAUGUUCACAACAUUCUGUCCUGCAUGCAUGGGUCCCUCACGUUUCUCCUCAUCCCAAACUCUCAAAACAAAAUAUCUCCUCACCGACCAACUGUGAUGCAUGUGAAGGCAAACUUCAGCUAUGACCCAUCUGAGGACCCAUACGUGCCAUGCAGAGAGCUCGGUCUCUCCUUCCAAAAGGGAGACGUCCUACACGUCACCAGCCAGGACGACCCCAACUGGUGGCAGGCGUACCGGGACGGAAAUGAGGACCAGAAGCCCCUCGCUGGCCUUAUACCUGGGAAGAGCUUCCAACAGCACAGAGAAGCCAUGAAGAAAACCAUUACAGACAGAAAUCAAGAGAAUAAAGGGAAACUUUGGUGUGCAAAGAAAGGCAAAAAGCAACGGAAAAAACUCUUGUUCAACCCUAGUAAGAAUAUCGAGCAAUACACCGAGGAUAUCCUAACCUAUGAAGAGGUCGCCCUGUACCACCAGCCGCCCAAUCGCAAGCGUCCCAUCGCUAUGAUUGGUCCAAUUAACAGUGGACAUGAUGAACUGAGACAAAGACUGCUCUCUUUAGGGCCUGACCGAUUCGCCGGUGCUAUUCCACACACCACACGAAACCCCCGUGCACAUGAGGUCAACGGCAGGGAAUACAACUUUGUGUCACGACAGAGCUUUGAAUCUGACCUGGCUGCCGGGAAAUUCAUUGAAUCGGGCGAGUUUGAACAGAACCUAUACGGCACAAACACAGAUUCAGUCAGACAGGUUGUCAACUCAGGAAAAAUCUGUUUGCUGUGUCUGCAUCCUAGGUCCCUACGAGUGCUGUGUUCCUCAGAUCUGAAACCAUACAUCAUCUUCAUCAGGCCUUCACCUCCAUCUCCUUCUCCUCCUCCUCCUCUUCCUCCUCAGGAGCGAUUCUCCACCCUGCUGACCAGAGGAGUGAAGAAACACAUGCCCGAGGAUGUGAGGGAGACCUUGGAGAAAGUGCGUGAGAUGGAGCACAGCUACGGUCACUUGUUCGAGGCGGUCAUCACAAACACUGAGCAGGAGAAGAGCGUCUCCGAGCUGCUGAGACUUAUUGACAAACUGGACAUGGAGCCGCAGUGGGUCCCUUCAGCCUGGGUCAGCUAAAAACACGUCCACAGGGAAUUGUGUUUUUUGUGUUGAAGGCUAGAAAUGUUUGGUAUGUUUGAAACGGCGAGCCGCCACACUACUCAUACUAUUUCUGAGGUUUGCAUAUUGUGCGCAGUAUGCUAACUUUUAACGUGUGUGUGUGUGUCUGCUUGUUAAAGGUAUAGUUCACCCCAAAAUACACAUUUUCUCACCCUUAUGCCAUCCGAGAUGUAGCUGAGUUUGUUUCUUGCAUUGCAUUGCAUCGGUGUCUCAGCAACGGACGCUCUGCAGUGAAUGGGUGCCGUCAGAAUGAGGGUCAGAACAGCCGAUAAAAACACGAUAAUUACUUGAUCACUUUAGAAGCGGCGUGUCUGUAAGAAACAAAUCCGUCAUCAAGACCUUUUUGUCUUCAAAACACGAAUCUAUAAUCCGUAAUAAUUCCUCCAGUGAAAAAAAAAGUCUCACGAAUACUGCUCUGGCUCGCAAAUGGUGCUCGAUCUGCGCAGAUUUCUCUCCUGAUUCCGUCGUUCGCUGGAGGAAGUGUUUUGGAUUAUAGAAAGUAGACUUGUGUUAUAGCGAGAAGCAAUGUUUUGAAGUUUAAAGACGUCCGUUUCUUACAAACACAGCUUUGAUCUUCUCAAAGCUAUUAAUUGCUGGACUGGAGCGGUGUGGAUUAUUGUAACGUUUGUAUCUGUUUGGACUCUCAUUCUGACGGCACCCAUUCACUUCAGAGCAAUCUGAUGAAGAAACAAACUCAUCCGCAUCUCCGAUGGCCUAAGGGUGGGUACUUUUUUCACACUUUUAUUAGUGAAAUAUCCUUUUAAACAUACUGUUUCACGAGAAACCCUAAAUGAAAUGUAAGUAUUCAUAUAAAUACAGUAUGCUGUACAUCAUGCACAGCACGCUAUUUUUUCCAUUGCAAAGAAGUCCAAGAUGCUGCAAUAUAGACUUCUAUAAGAAUUGUGGACAUUUCUGCAAUAUUGUUUUAUUAGCGUUUCGUGUUUGUAGUGUUUCACCUCUUAACGUUUCAAUACCUGUGAAAAUGAAAAUAAAAAAAGAAUAAUAACUUCUAAACAUAGACACAUAAUUUCAAAAUAUUUUCUCAGCAUGGAGGAUAUUCGAGAGCAGUCUCAUAUAGCUUUAAGUCUAUUUGUAAGGUGAUGUAUUAUACAUUAAUGACAUUGUUGAAUGUAAAACCUGUUGAAUGUACAAUUUGACGAAUCAAAACUAAUGUUAAAAUUGUUUUUCAUUAAAAAAGACAUUAAAAAGUUAAAUGGUGUAUAUAUAAAUAUAUAUAUGCAGUGCUUGAUAGUUUGAACGCAAAGCCACUGAACCUUCUUGCUUUAACAUUUAUUGGAGUUGAAAUGCAGUUAAUAUUUGACUUUCUUUAGUAAAUUGUUUGACAUAACGCCGCACUUACUUUAUAUGGAUGCCCUUUCCACCGCUGGAUAAAAGAAAAAAAAUUCUACCACAUAAGAAUUCUGACUUCUCGAAAUGUUCAUGAAUCAUAAUUCGAGAAAAAUCUCAGAAUUUUCUCCGAAAAUCCGCCGUAAGCUUUCAAAACCUUCUGGUUAGGAUUAGGGUUGGGGUUACGGUUGGAGGUUGGGUUAGGGUUGGGAACGCACUUCAGCGGUGUGCAUCACGCGAACCAAUCGACAGCAAAAGACCAUUAACACACAUUUAUUGAAAUUAAAUUCACAGGAAGUGAAAUCUGGGUACACCGUUACACCGAGACCAAACAAACGGGCAUCUGGGCUGAAGUUUGCUAAGGAUACUCUGUUAUCAUCACACACUACUUAGGGUGAAGCUCGCACUGGUUGAACACGCAUGCAAUAAGACUGGAGCGUGGAAUGAUCAUUCGAAUUCGUUUCAACUAUUUUACAGCUUUUCCUUUUUUGUUCGAAC